UGCUCAAUAGAUAAUUCGCAUCUUUCUCUUCUUUUAAGCGUAGAAUGAGUACUGAACCUCUGCUUCAUGCGUUUCUUGUUUCAUUUCCAGCCCAAGGCCAUGUAAACCCUCUACUAAGACUCGGCAAGCGCCUUGCCUCCAAGGGUUUGCUUAUCACACUAUCUACCCCCAAAGUCUUCGGCAAACAGAUGGCUAAAGCCAACAACAUCACUGACGACCAGCUUAUCCCUGUGGGCGAUGGCUUUCUCCGAUUUAAAUCGUUCCAGGAUGGUUGGGACGACGACGACCCGAGACGCGCACACCUCGACCAAUACAUGCACCAACUGGAGCUCGCAGGCAAACCAGCGAUUUCAGCUAUGAUCAAGAGAUACGCCGAGCAAAACCGUCCCGUUUCUUGCUUAAUCAACAACCCUUACAUUCCUUGGGCAUCUGAUGUUGCUGAAAGUCUCGGCAUCCCUUCUGCAAUGCUUUGGGUGCAGUCUUGCGCGUGUUUCGCCGCCUAUUACAAUUACAAUCUUGGGUUAGUGCCGUUUCCUAGUGAAACUGAUCCUGACAUUGAUGUUCAGUUACCGUCCAUGCCACUUCUCAAGCACGAUGAAGUUCCUAGCUAUUUGCGCCCUUCAACUCCUUUUGCUUUCUUGAGGACGGCCAUUCUUGGUCAAUUUAAGAAACUUGAUAAGCCAUUUUGUGUAUUAAUGGACACUUUCCAGGAACUAGAACCUGAAAUAGUUGAAUACAUGUCCAAAUUUUGCCUUAUAAAGACUGUUGGUCCAUUGUUCAAAUAUCCGGAAGUACCAAACAGCACGAUCCGUUGUGACAUGAUGAAACCCGACGACUGCAUCGAGUGGCUCAACUCCAAACCGGCCUCCUCAGUGAUAUACAUCUCGUUUGGUACCGUUGUUUACUUGAAACAAGAACAAGUGGAUGAAAUAGCUAAGGCGCUGUUAGCCACUGGUAUCUCAUUCUUGUGGGUAAUGAAACCACCAGCAAAGGAGCUUGGCCUUCCAUUCCACACUUUGCCUGAAGGGUUUUUGGAGAAAGCGGGUGACAAUGGCAAGAUCUUGCUAUGCAGUCCGCAAGUGAAAGUGCUGACCCACCCUUCAGUUUCCUGCUUCGUGUCGCAUUGCGGUUGGAACUCGGCGUUGGAGGCGCUUUCAUGUGGUGUGCCCAUCAUUGCGUUCCCUCAAUGGGGCGAUCAAGUGACAAAUGCUGUUUACUUGGUCGAUGUGUUCAAAACCGGCUUGAGAAUGGGCCGCGGAAAGGGCAAAAAAAGGAUAACUCCAAAAGAGGAGGUGGCAAAAUGCUUUGUGGAAGCAACGUUAGGGCUGAAGGCAAAGGAUUUGAAGAGCAACGCUUUGAAGUGGAAACUAGCGGCGGAGGCAGCAGUCGCAGACGGCGGUUCCUCUGACAGGAACAUGCAAACUUUCAUUGAUGAGGUGAAAAACAGAUGCAGAGCAAAACAAUGAAUCACCUUGACGACAUUGAUGCUGAUGCUAUGAAUUUUGUGACUAAGUACCUAAUGCAGGAGCAUCUACCGGGCCCCUAGUUACUUUAGCCGAACUUGAAGAGUUUGGGCAUUGAAAGUCUAAUGGGCCACAACAUGAAAAAGCUUAAUUUAGAAUUAUAUUUAAAGUUUGAA
This is a messenger RNA of Gossypium arboreum, 1639 nucleotides long. Its product is annotated as gallate 1-beta-glucosyltransferase 84A24-like. NCBI's taxonomy places the organism in Eukaryota, Viridiplantae, Streptophyta, Magnoliopsida, Malvales, Malvaceae. The transcript has a single exon. Gene Ontology annotation, molecular function: UDP-glycosyltransferase activity. The record is from RefSeq and is a predicted model, not a curated record. Bases 45 to 1466 code for a protein of 473 amino acids.